Messenger RNA from Toxoplasma gondii ME49, 832 nucleotides. RefSeq lists its product as hypothetical. Lineage: Eukaryota; Apicomplexa; Conoidasida; Eucoccidiorida; Sarcocystidae. The record is from RefSeq and is a predicted model, not a curated record. The transcript has a single exon. Bases 341 to 832 code for a protein of 163 amino acids.
UUCUUGUUCGUGUGUUUUCGAUUUUUCGCGCGCCUCUGGCUCUGUCUCUGCUCCUUGCUUUCGCUGUCAUUCGUGCUGACGCACCUUGUUUCCGUUUGUUUCCUCGGUCUUUUGCGGAUCUUUUCGAAACUCGACUGACAGCUUUCUCUUCGUUUCGACUGGCACCUGGCUUUCAAAGUCUUGACUCCGCCUGCUGCUCAGGUCCUCCGCUGACCACAAAAAGAGUCCUGGGCACGAUCCCGCCAACAACGUCGAGUUACACACACCACACGUCAAAUUACCUUUGGCAGUUAUAUAAAUACAUAAAUAUGUACAUAUAUGUGUAUGUAUAUGCAUAUAUAUGUAUAAGUACGUAUAUGUAUGUACAUAUAUAUGUAUAUAUAUGUAUAUAUAUAUAUAUAUAUAUGCAGUUACACAUUUUGUAUUGGGGUAUGAAUGCUUUGUAGAACUUGAAGUCCUAUCGCUGUCUCUGAGAAUUCUUCGGCUUCACCCUCACGGGUUGCUUCUGAGUCUGCCGAGAGCUCUGGAGAGCGCGCCGGGCGUUCCUACGGCUCUCUGGCGCAUACUGGAGUUUUCCUCUCGCACUUUGUCGAGGAAAAUGGAUGUCUUUCCAGCUUUUUCAUUCGGGAGGGAAUCGGAAAGCAAAGAGAAGAUGACACACUUCAAAGAGAGGGGGAAAAAGGGAAACGAGCAGAGCCUGUUCCAGUUCUCUCUUCCUCGCGUCGCCGGCACUCUGGGCGAACUCACGACAACAACGUUGCUUCUUCUGCGCAUUCCGAACCAGAUGCCGACUGAUAAAGAGACACUUGGAGAGCCGCAUCGGUCGCAGUAG